Onychostoma macrolepis is the source of this 3338-nucleotide messenger RNA. RefSeq names its product zinc finger protein 239-like. Gene Ontology annotation, molecular function: RNA polymerase II cis-regulatory region sequence-specific DNA binding; DNA-binding transcription activator activity, RNA polymerase II-specific. Lineage: Eukaryota; Metazoa; Chordata; Actinopteri; Cypriniformes; Cyprinidae. The record is from RefSeq and is a predicted model, not a curated record. The transcript is spliced from 4 exons. The coding region runs from base 151 to 1143 and encodes 330 amino acids. Gene Ontology annotation, cellular component: nucleus. Gene Ontology annotation, biological process: regulation of transcription by RNA polymerase II.
CCAGGCUCCUGCUCUGUUGUGAUUUGGCUGAAGAAAGCAAAGUGCAUCCACACAUGAGUAACAUUUAGUUUGGAUUUAUUUUCCUUCUGUUAAUUAUUCUCAUCUUGUCCAAACUCACACAAAACAUCCACGUGACACACUAUUAUAAAGAUGGCGUUUAUUAAAGAGGAAAGCGAAGACAUUAGGAUUUCAGAAGUAUUCAGCAUCAAACAUGAAGAUACUGAGGAACAAACAGAAAUUCAGCUGGAAUAUUCCCAUCAGUUUAUAAGUGAAGACGAGCAUCAAAUCAUCAGGAAAAAAUCUGUAAAGACUGAGUUUAUUAAAGAGGACAGAGAGGAGCUGAGAGAUCCAGAACCCUGCAGAAUCAAACACACUGAAGAUACUGAACAACAAACAGAGUUGAUUGAAGAAAAUGAGGACAAAGAAGAAUUGAGCGAAGUUGAGGGGGAAAAUCACUUAAAAACUGGAGAAAACCCUUUAAGAUGCUGUCAAAGCAAACAGAUAAUUUUAAGGAAAACAAGAGCCAAGAAAUCUUUAACCUGCAUUCAGUGUGGAAAGAGUUUGACAUGCAAAUAUAAGCUUAAUGUUCACAUGAGAGUUCACACUGGAGAGAAACCGUUCAAGUGUUCACACUGUGACAAGAGAUUCAGUCAGUCAACAACUCUGAAAAUACAUGAGAGGAUUCACACUGGAGAGAAACCGUUCAAGUGUUCACACUGUGACAAGAGAUUCAGUCAGUCAACAACUCUGAAAAUCCAUGAGAGGAUCCACACUGGAGAGAAGCCGUACACAUGUGAUCAGUGUGGGAGCAGUUUCACACGAAAAGGACAUUUUACAGAACAUAUGAGAGUUCAUACUGGAGAGAAACCAUACACUUGUGAUCAGUGUGGAAAAAGUUUCACACACUCAUCAAGCCUUAAGAAACACAUGAACAUCCACACUAGAGAGAAACUGCACACAUGUGAUCAAUGCGGGAAAACAUUUUUGAGAGCUUCAGUCCUGAAGAAACACCUGAGAGUUCAUACAAAGGAGAAGCCACAUUCAUGUCAUUUGUGUGAAAAGAGUUUUUCACGUUUACAUUAUUUAAAGGUACAUCAGAAAAUACAUACUGGUGUGAGAGAGUACAUGUGCUUUAAAGUGUGAAAAAACUUUUACUUCAGCAAACUGUUUAAAACUGCAUGAGAGGAUUCACACUGGAGACAAACCAUAUAACUGUGGGAAGCCUUUUCUAUAAUUCAUCUGCUCUACAUAGUCAUACAAAAAAUAAUCACAGUAAGUAGAUCAUCUACAGAUCCAGCACUUACAGAUCUGGGCCCGUAUUCACAAAACAUCUUAAGGCUAAAAGUAGCUCCUAACUCGCCGAUUUAGGAGAAAAUCUUAAAAAUAGUGGGUGUGUCAGUCCUAAAUUUAGGACUCCUAAACUUUUGCUAUUUUACAAAGCGUUUUAGCACUAAAACUAGCUCCUAAAUCUGUGAAAUGUUAGGAGUAGUGAAGAGGACUCCUAAAUCACUAAGACCAACAACUAUCCUAAAAUGUCUGUUGCCAGCAAUCUGCCUCAGAAUAUAAACAUUUUAGAAACAUUUGAUGAUAAUGAGCCUUUAAAAUGGUACCACCUUUAAGGUUUGGAGGUUAUCCCAACUCCAAGUUUUCCUUUGAUUAUAUCCUUUUCAUUAACCAGUUGGGCAAGAAGUAACAGCUGCCCUUGCAUCCAGUUUGGUUUUCUUUUACAUUUGCAUGAACUUACUAUCAGCCAUGAUUAUUCUACUCUGUUAAUUAAAACGCUGUUUAUAUGCAUCUGCCACAAGAAGCAUACAUGAAAGAGACUGACAAUUAGCUGAACAUAUAUUUGUUUAAUUAGUGACACUUAGCCUGCAUGUUAAAAUCUUUAUUUGAAUGUGGCAAUUAACAUUUUUUAAACAUUUAGAUCAUUUGGAUAUGGCAGCGUAAUAUCGUGCUCUACAAUAUUUCUAUGAAUAAAUCUCUGACAGAGACCCCUCCCCUCUCCUAUCAGCGAAUCACUGUGUGCAUAGUUAGUAAGCGUGCUGACGUCAUCCAUAGCAACAAGGUAAACCCCGCCCCCUUACGCUUAAGACUUCUCUCUAUUCCUUAGUAAAAGUUUGUCUCACCAGCUUUGUUAAUAGGUUUUAAGAGAAAACUCUUAGCUAAAAAGUCUUUAGGAGAACUCUUAGUACUAAGAUAAAAUGUUUUGUGAAUAUGGGCCCUGAUUCGCGUCAUCACCAAAUGUGAUGCCAACCAAUAAAAUAUCAUCAGGAUAAAUCUGUCAUUACAAGUGACCUGACGAAGAAACAUUAUCUAAAUUUUCACAGUGAAUAAAGUUCAUCUUCACCUUCAUAACCAGCAGAUUCAACUGAGAUUCAGAUCAACUCAAAGAUGGAGUUCCUCCCCAAAGAACAAUGUCAAAAAAAAAAAUGUAUUCUUGCUUUUCAUUUUAUAUAUCAUUGUGCUUCCUUAUGAGUUUCAUGUUGUUCAAUUGACUUAUAAUGCAUAUGUGUCACUAACACAUAUAUGUGUUUGUUUUUACAAACCGUUCUUGUUCAGGAAGAUGAAGAAGAGACUAACACUUUUAAGAAAGAAUUAAGUUUAUUUUAAAUUUUGUUCUUCACUGUUGUUUCUAAAAUGACUUAGAAUGUUUCUAAAUUAUUCUUCCUCUUAUGAUGUAGUUAGGAAAUUCAGAUGCAAGAUAUACUGUCAUGUAGCUUUGUAAUUGAUCCUUCUUUGCUUCUCUUUUGUUAAUAUUUGGCUGUUUCUACUAAAUUAAAUGGCAGGACAUAUUUGCUGAAAAUAUUGCAAAAAUUUUAUUGAGGUACACCACAUUUAACAUUCACAUUCAAACUGAGAUCCAUGUUUCACUACAUUUAAAAACCUUUACAAUUUGCAGUUAAUUCCAGUCUGGAACAAAAACACAACAGGGAACAAUGUAAUUUCUCUCAUCACUGUCAUAUGAAAACUGCCUGUCAUAAGGUCUAUAGUAUAUCAAAUCAUCCACACAAAUGAGAGUGAAAAUAUUACCCACCGCCUCAAUACAGAAUGCAUGCACAUGCUCAUCAAAACACACUGUAAUUACAUUACUGGCCAAAAGAAAAGCUUGUCCAUCUUUUACAAUAAUACUGAUAACCUUAUUAAAAACGGGCAUUUCAUUUUCAACAGCAGAGCAAACAUACAUUUAACUUGGUAUUCAGUUCCAUAGUUUUUUACCCAGGUUGUAGUGGAGACAGUGGGUACAUUCCAAGUUUCAUUUAAAAGCUCAUUACCCUUCAGUAAGUGCAAGUAGAGAUUUCAUUAAAAGGACCAAACUGAAAUCUUUUAAAAUAAAAACU